Molecule: messenger RNA, 2600 nt
Organism: Condylura cristata (star-nosed mole)
Lineage: Eukaryota; Metazoa; Chordata; Mammalia; Eulipotyphla; Talpidae
Gene: SLC5A5
Product: solute carrier family 5 (sodium/iodide cotransporter), member 5
Exons: 15
Coding region: 383-2311 (642 amino acids)
Biological process (GO): iodide transmembrane transport; thyroid hormone generation; sodium ion transport
Cellular component (GO): membrane
Molecular function (GO): sodium:iodide symporter activity
Source: RefSeq, a predicted model, not a curated record
CCCGCCUCGCCUCUGCCGCUUGGGGCUGCCACAGAGAGACUUAAGUCUCAAAGAGACUUCCAGCUGUCAGUGCUGGCCCAGAGAAGGACAGGCGGCCAGUGCAGACAGGCGGGUGCUCAGGGCAGCCACACUGAGUGGGAGGCGACGUGGACAGACAGAUGGUGAAGGCAGUGUAGAGGCCAGCUACCGCAGUGAGGAGCCACAGAGCCUUUGCCUUGGGGGCUCUGGCUUCCACCUGGGCCCCUUUCACUGAGUUUGGCACCGAGGAGACGUGGCUUUGCCUGGGGAGACCGAGCAUCCUCCCAUGUCUGCGGUCCUGCCUGCCUAGCCACUGCCAGUUUCCCUCACCCUCACACGCACCUGGAGCCUGCACCUGCAUCUCAUGGCUGAUCUCAAAGCGGAAGCCCACGCCACUUUCGGAGCUUGGGACUAUGGGGUGUUUGCCCUUAUGCUGCUGGUGUCCACGGGCAUUGGGCUGUGGGUUGGGUUGGCAAGGGGCAGGCAGCGCAGCGCUGAGGACUUUUUCACAGGGGGCCGUGACCUGACAGCCCUGCCCAUUGGCCUCUCUCUGGCUGCCAGCUUCAUGUCAGCAGUGCAGGUGCUGGGGGUGCCAGCGGAGGCCUAUCGCUAUGGCCUCAAGUUCCUCUGGAUGUGCCUGGGCCAGGUGCUCAACUCCCUGCUCACCGCAGCACUCUUCCUGCCAGUCUUCUACCGCCUGGGCCUCACCAGCACCUACCAGUACCUGGAGCUGCGCUUCAGCCGUGCUGUGCGACUCUGCGGGACCCUACAGUACCUGGUAGCCACGGUGCUGUACACUGGCAUCGUCAUAUACGCACCGGCACUCAUCCUGAACCAGGUCACUGGCCUAGACAUCUGGGCAUCGCUCCUGUCCACCGGAGCCAUCUGCACCUUCUAUACGACUGUGGGCGGCAUGAAGGCUGUGGUCUGGACUGACGUGUUCCAGGUGGUAGUGAUGCUGGCUGGCUUCUGGGUUAUCCUGGCCCGAGGGGCCAUGCUUGUGGGGGGAGGGCAGUACGUGCUGGAGCUUGCCCAGAACCACUCCCGGAUCAACUUGAUGGACUUCGACCUGGACCCAAGGAGACGCUACACGUUCUGGACUUUCGUGGUGGGCGGCACACUGGUGUGGCUCUCAAUGUAUGGCGUGAACCAAGCACAGGUGCAGCGCUAUGUUGCUUGUCGAACGGAGAAGGAGGCCAAGCUGGCCUUGCUCAUCAACCAGCUGGGCCUGUUCCUGAUUGUGUCCAGCGCCGCUGGUUGUGGCAUUGUGAUGUUCACACUCUACGUUGACUGUGACCCUCUCCUCUCAGGGCGUAUCUCUGCCCCUGACCAGUACAUGCCCCUGAUGGUGCUGGACAUCUUCAAGGGCCUGCCUGGAAUCCCGGGGCUCUUCCUGGCCUGUGCCUACAGUGGCACCCUCAGCACUGCAUCCACCAGCAUUAAUGCCAUGGCCGCGGUCACAGUGGAGGACCUCAUCAAACUGCAGAUGCCUAGCCUGACACCCCAGAGACUCAUACUCAUCUCCAAGGGGCUCUCACUCAUCUAUGGAUCAGCCUGUCUCACAGUGGCAGCUCUGUCAUCGUUGCUGGGGGGCGGAGUCCUCCAGGGUUCCUUCACCGUCAUGGGAGUCAUCAGCGGUCCCCUCCUUGGAGCCUUCAUCCUGGGGAUGUUCAUCCCAGCCUGCAACACGUCAGGUGUCCUUUCUGGGCUGGCUGCUGGAUUGGCGCUCUCACUGUGGGUGGCCCUGGGCGCCACUCUGUACCCACCCAGUGCGCAGUCCAUGGGGGUACUGCCAUCCUCGGCCACCAGCUGCAUGGUGCCCUCAGCCAAUGCCUCUAACCUCCUGAGCGUGCCCCUCACACUCAAUGUGUCUGACUGGGCCCCGAGCCCGAGAAUGGACUCUGGUCGACCAGCCUUAGCUGACAGUUUCUAUGCCAUCUCCUAUCUCUAUUAUGGUGCCCUGGGCACACUGAGCACUGUCUUAUGUGGAGCCUUCAUCAGUUGCCUGACAGGCCCCACCAAACGUAGUGCCCUGGGUCCCGGGCUGCUGUGGUGGGAUCUUGAGCGGCAAACAGCAUCAGUGGCUACUAAGGAAGAAGUGGCCACCCUGGGUGACAGUUUGGUGAAGGGGGCUGAGGAACUAACCUCCAAAGCCAAGAGGCCCCCUGACUUCCUGCCUGCUGAUGAAGAACAGCUGCUCUUCCUGAGGCAGAAGGAGGUGAAGAGGCCUGGUUCCUCCACCGCUGGACGUGGACAAGAUGGUGAUCAUGACAUGAAGGAGACAGACCUCUGAGCACAGGCCAGUGCAAGACUGACCAGCUGGGACAGAACCUCAGUAGCCAACCCCACGCCAGGGGCCAGUGUGUCAUAUAUAUGCACAUGGAACUACAGUGAGAGUUCUGUGGGAAGAGGCAAAGCCCUGCCUCCAGGAGGGCACUUUAUCCAACCCCCUGCUUCCUGAAAACCCCUAGUCUUAGAUGCUGUAUCCCUUCCUGUCCCCUGCCCCAAAAGGCCAGAUUGGGGACCUCCCUGGUGACACAGAGGUUAAAGCACAGCACUAAGAAGCUAUCGCCAGCCACUGC